AUGCGCGCCGACGGCAAGUCGGACGAGUACUUCGCCGCUGCAGCUAUCAGGCUGGUGUACUUCUUCAAAGAAUCGACGUCCACAGGGACCUCUGGGGAGAGGGAGCUGCUGCCGCUGGAGCCCGCCGUUCGUGAGGCGGUCUCCGACGUCGCGGCAGCGCAGUUCGAGCAGUUCAGGCGUUUGCGGGAGGUUUAUCUUCAGCAUCGGGCUCGAGCCGGCCGACGCAGGGCGGAGCUGGCCAAUCGCGCGAGAUCGUCGAGACGCCCGGAGGUCGGGGACAUGGUUUUGUUCAAGGACCCGAAGCUCUCCAAGGCCGUGGCCGGGCACGCUCCAGGCCGCCGGCCUCUGCGUGGCCCCUUCGAGGUCCUCUCCACGAAGGGCAACGUGGCCACGUUGCGGGACCCCGAGACCCAGCAGGUGCUCAAGGACGUCCACGGGGAUUUCUUGGUCGGCGUCCCGGGCUUGGUUGACGACACGGAGCGCAUCGUGAAGUUGGAGGAGGACGACGGCCGUGGCAGGGCCUCUGCCGGACAGCUUCUGGCAGCGCGGCUGGCCCCUGGAGGCGGCGAGGCCGCCGAGGCGCUGGCGCCGCGCGUGAAGGCGCGGAUGCGAGAGGUGAAGGUCGGGCGGCUUGUCGCCUACCAGGGCGAGGAGGCGAAGCGCUGCAGGGUGGGCAAGGUGCUGAGCCUGGCCGAGGACCUGAGCAGCGUGACGGUGCACGUGUACCAGGCGGCGGUCGACGGACGGCUGCAGGUGGUCUGGACAGCGGCGUACGACCGCCAGGAGGGCGCGGACUUCCAGCGGCAGAGAGUCGAGACACUGGAGGCGAAGCAGGUGCUGGGUGUCGUGGAGCUCAACAAGGGCGUGCUGAACCACUCGGCAGCGAGCAGGCUGGCGCGGGCCGGCUGGCGGCUGGACGAGGGGGCCGUGCGUCACGGCGCCUUGGCGGCGGCGGCAGUAACGCCGGCCGCGCCACGGCUCUCCGACCUCCCCUCGAGCCGCGUCAUCGCGCUCGUCGCAGCUUGCCGCCCGCUCGAGGAGCUCGACCUGAAGAUCGGCGAGGUCCAGGCGUGGGCGCACGGCGCUCCCCUCUUCGUGGAGAUCUUCGACGGGGUCGGGAGGCUCUCGCAGGCGGUCCGGAGCUUAGGCGCGGCCAACGCGGUGUGCAGCGUGGUGGCCGGCAUCGACCUCAAGCGCAGGACGUACGGGCAGUACUGGGACCUCAGCAGGGCUAAGGACCGUGCCCGGCUGCGCUACCUGCUCUUCGAGGUGCUGAGGCCGGCAGGAGCCCACUGGGCGCUCCCUUGUGCUAAGUGGAGCAGCCUCGGGGGCCACCAGCCCGACGCCAACGCGCACGCGCUAGCCUCCUUCACCAUGGACGGCCUCGAGCACUUCGACGGCGCGGGCUGCCUGGCCUCCUUCGAGGGCCCGCGAGCGCACGCGCUGGUGGCGAGCGUGGAGUGGCAGCAACGGUUCGGGUCAGCCGAGGCGCCGCGCGGGCGCUGGCGUUACGUGCUCCCCGACGGCUGCAUGUUCCACUGCAGGAGCCCGGAUGAGGAGCCCCUGGCCAUGCAGAAGCCGUGCGUCAUCGUGGGCAACUUCCCGCUGGACUUGCUGGACGUCCAGUGCCGCCGUGGAGCGCUGCGGCCGCUAGGGCGCGGCCUCGAAGGCGUCGGGGUCGCCUCCGCGGAGCUGGGCAGCGUCGCCGGGAGCUCCAUGAUCGGGGCCGCGCGGGCGCUGGAGGGGCCCCGCAUGCCCUGCGAGCCGGGACGCGCGGCCGCUCCGGCUGCUGGGGCGACGAGGUCGGUGGACAAGCUGAGCGACGCCGAGAUGGCGGAAAAGAAGGCACGGCGGGAGCCGGCGGCGGCGGCGGCGAAGAAGAAGUGGGCCGAGCUGGCCAAGAAGGGUGACUGGGACCAGGUGCGGAUGCCCGGCAAAUGCUUCAGGUUUGCCGAGGUGAAGGUUUCGCCGAGGCGCUCUGCGGAGUACAAGGCCAAGGUUCUGGAGGCGGUCGGGCUCGUCGGCGAGUGCGCGGGCUACAAGCACCUGGGCAGCCAGGAGCUGGAGGCGCUGAAGGAGAUGAUCAGCCUGAAGGCCGAGGCGUUCUGGGUGAAGGGCACCGCGCGAACGGUCAUGCGCGGCUUCAAGCACGACGUGGUGACGACCGGCUUGCUUGUGCGUGGGCCGCCGAUCCGCCUGAAGGGCCCCGAGGCUUCCAUCGUCCGCGAGGAGCUCGAGGCGGGCGUGGAACAAGGACUGUACUCCAGGGGGACCUCGCCCUGGGGCAGCUGGGCCUUUCCGACCAAGGAGCACGCGAGCGGCCGGAGGCGUCGGACCGUCGUGGACUACCGCAUGGUCAACCGCAGGAUGGUGAUGUUCGUGUACUACAUCCGCCGGUGCCGAGACGUCAAGGGCGAGCUGGUGGGCUGCGCCUUCAUCUCCGGCAUGGACGGCGCUCGCGGCUUCAACCUCCUGGUCAACACUGAGCACGCGAAGGAGGUCCUGGCUGUGCUGGCGGACUGCGGCUGCUACCUCCCCGAGGUGCUGCAGCUGGGGCCAGCGACGGGGCCCUUCGACUUCCAGUUCUGCACCGACGAGCUGUUCACCGGCACCGGCCGCGGACGCUACGGUUCGGUUUGGAAGAACUACAUCGACGACUUCUGGGUCAGGACGGGGCAGUGGCUGAACGGUCGCGCCUACACCGACCGAGAGCACGAGGAGAUGCUGGCAGCGGCAUCCCCCCCCCCGGCUGCCUCUCGCCCGCUGGGCGACUCGCUGGCAGCAGCCGGGUUCGCGGGGACUCGCAAGGCCAGCCAGAGCUACGACCACGCCAAGGGCGUGCUCGUGGGGCUGUGCGUGGCGCAGUCGGCCACGGGAGCGGCGGCCAUGGACGGCGGCGGGGUUGCCUUGGCGAACGGCCUCCGCAUGCUGGUGGUGGCUGCCGCGGUGCGCACGGCAUCCUUGAUGGAUGAAGGGCUGCGCGCGGGCGUGCAGCUGACGCAGGACAUCUUCGAGGCGGCCGGCGACCUGGUCCAGAGCGUCUCCUGGAACCUCAGCGGCCUCAUCCACGAGGUGUGCGAGGGUGCGGUCCUGGUGGUGCGCGUCCUGGUCGUCGUGCAGUGCUGCUACGCUCUCUACUGCCUGCGCUCGUGGGUGGCUUGCCGUUCGCAGCGGGCGGCGCUGGAGCGGGCCGCCACCGCCGGCGAGGCGGCUCAGCGCGGACUCACGUCCAGCGCGCGAGCCUGCGAGGCCGGCGACGGGCCCGCCUUCGGCCGCGAGCCGAUGGCCAGGGCGGCAGCCGCUGGGAGGAGCCCGGGCGGGGCCCUCUCAUCAGCAGAUGGCGCCGCCAGCCCUGUGGUGGCGCUGUGGCGCGAGGCGGAGUUCGAGACGCCCCUGCUCGGAGCGGCGGCACGCCCCCGAGCGGAGGUCCUCCAGAUCCAGCGGAGCGCGGCGGUGGCGCUGCGGGACCUGGAGCACUCGGACCGCCAGCGCGCCGCGCGCGCGCGCGACCUGGCCGCUUGCGGUGCGGUGGUGUCCGCAAAGCUGGUGGAGGCUGCGCGCAGCUCAGCAGUGAAGGACGCGGGCGACCUGUGCGAGUUCGAGGUAGAGGUGGCCGGCAGCCGCGGCGUGCGGUAUGAUGUGCGGCUUCGCGCUGGACGCUCGGCCGCAGCGUUGCUCCCCGCGUCGUGCACCUGUGCCGACUUCGUCGGCGGCGUCGGCAGCCCCUGCAAGCACAUCGGGGCGGCCUGGUGCUGCGCGGUGGACGGCAACUUCAGCGAGCUGGUGGAGCUGGCGCUCGCGGCUGGCCGCAAGGAGGGAGCUGCCACUGGGCCUCAGCGACGCGCGGCCCUGGCGCCGAGCGACUCCCUUGGCCUCGCGGGGGCCGUGCGGGAGCUCCGCGACUCGGAGGCCGAGGUCGUGCGCCUGCGCGAGGAGGUCCAGCAGCUGCAGGCGCAGCUGGGGGCGACCUCCAGGCGCGAAGCCGUGACCGAGUUUCUCUCGGCGUCGGAGACGCUGGCGGCUUGGGCGCGGGCUUGCGGUGAGGCCGAGAGCUAUGUGUAUGUGGCGUGCUUCACCUUCGACCAGCCGGGCGUGGUGAACUACCUGGAGGCGGCUCGAGCUCGAGGCCUCACAGUCCGUCUGGUGUUCAGCGGCCGUGACAAGGCCUUGACCAACAACCAGGGGCCGCGCCUGCAGCGGCUCCGAGCCUGUGGGUGCGAGGUGCGCGCUCACAAGGGCUCGCGGCUGCACGCCAAGGUGAUGAUGACAGAGCGCGAGAUCGUGCUGGGCAGCUGCAACUUCACGACUGCCAGCCUGGGCAACGUGGAACGCGGGGCCAGCCUGCAGGAGCUAUCCGAGGAGACGGUGCUCGAGCAGAAGGAGUGGUUCGAGCAGCUGUUCGAGGCGGCGGCGCCCUUCAAGGACGGGAUCGGCCGGCUGGCGCGAGGCCGAGCGGCCGUGGCGCCGAGGCGUGAUGCGCUGGAGGCCCGCCGGGCGAGAGGCUCAGCGGCCGCGGCGCGGGGCGCUGGAGGCCAUCUGGGCGAGAGGCCCAGCGGCCGUGGCGCCGAGAUGGCAGGAGCGCGGCAUUUUGCUGCGCCGUCGACGUCCGGCAGCGCCGGGAGCUAUGAGCGACUGCAUGGCGCCGAGUUCGGCGACUUCGAGGAAUUCAUCGACUUCAUUUUUGUGGAGCGGCACGUCGUGGAGGACGUGCCGGGGCGCCUGUGCCGCGGAGACCGGAGCCGCAGCCGCAGUCGCGGCCGCAGCCGCAGCGGCAGCGGGGACCGCGACCAGAGGAAGAAGCCGGAGGACUACGGCGUGGACACCAUGAAGAUCACGGACGACGACGCCGCCUUCAUCCUCGGCAAGGGGGGCAAGACGAAGGAGAAGAUCGCACGCGUCUCCCAGUGUGAGAUCGAGCUGUUUGAGCGCGACCUCAUCUUGGAGCUCCGCGGGUCGAAGAUGGAGCGGAGGCGCGCGAAGAAGUACGCCGAAGGCGUCAUGGCGCAGCGCACCGGCCCCGUGACGAUCACCGAGGACUACGACGACGGGGACCUGACGAUGCUGAUGGUCCCCCAGGAGGCCGUCGGCUUCGUCACAGGCCGUGCUGGGAACUUCCUGCGGAGCAUCGAGGAGGAAUGGAAGACGUUGAUGUUCUUCUGCGAGGUGGACGGCAGCAAGGGCCGCGGCCGCGAGUACGAGAAGCUCGCCAUCUUCGGCGACGUGCGCGCGCGGCGCGGGGCGGAGCUCAAGGUGCUGAGCGCCGUGGAGACGAAGGUGCCAGGCUACCUGGACAAGAUCAAGGACGACGUUGUCAACAGGGACAGGGGCAAAGACAGCACCGGCACCUGGGGCACGGACACGAUGGUCUUCCAGGACGACGAGCUGUCCUAUGCGCUCGGCAAGCAGGGCGGCACGCGAAAGAAGCUCGAGCGGUCUUCGGGCGCCAUUGUGCAGUACGUCGGCAGCGUCGCCAUGUUCUCCGGCACCAAAGCCGAGCGCAGGCGAGCCAAGGAGUACAUGAAGUGGCUCUUCGAGCAGCUGGAGGGCCCCGUGUGGGUGGAUGGCUGGGAGGAUCGCGACGACAUCACGGUGGUGGAGGUGCCCAGCGACUGCAUCGGCUACAUCACGGGCAACCGGCGGGCGACGCUGGGGGCCAUGGAGGAAGAGUGGGGCACCCUGAUGUUCUUCAUGAACAAGGCCGAGGACAAGGGCCGCGGCCGCGGGGGCAGCGAGAAGCUCGCCAUCUUCGGCAGCGAGCGCGCCCGCCGCGGCUCGGAGCUCAAGGUCAUGAGCGGCGUCGAGACCAAGAGCCCUGGCUUCUUCACACGCGGCAUCCGGGAGAAGACCUCCGACAGGAAGGGCUUCGACACGGACAGGAUCAUAUUCAAGGACGACGAGCUCAGCUACGCCCUGGGCAAGGAGGGGGCCACGCGCAAGAAGCUCGAGCUGGCGUCGGGCGCGGUCCUCCAGUACGUCGGGCACGUCGCUUUCUGCGCCGGGGAUCUGAAGGAGCGCAAGCGCUGCAAGGAGUUCAUCAAUUGGCUCUUGGCGCAGCGCCGCGGCAGCGUCACAAUUCCCGACGUCUCGCGCCGCGAAGACUGCACGGAGAUGCACGUCCCCGAGAACUGCAAGGGCUGGGUGACCGGGAACCGCGGGAGCGAGCUGCGGCGCAUGGAGCAGGAGACGGGCACGUUCAUGUUCAUGGCUUUGGAUGCGCGCGGCGAGGAGCGCCUGCUCAUCUUCGGCUCUGACCCGGGCACCAAGACCGAACCCAGGGGCCGCAUGGCCGCGGAGCGGCUGGUCAACGAGAUGAUCCAG
This is a messenger RNA of Prorocentrum cordatum, 6318 nucleotides long. NCBI's taxonomy places the organism in Eukaryota, Dinophyceae, Prorocentrales, Prorocentraceae. The record is from the annotation of a GenBank genome assembly.